Silurus meridionalis is the source of this 1213-nucleotide messenger RNA. RefSeq names its product interferon-induced protein 44-like. NCBI's taxonomy places the organism in Eukaryota, Metazoa, Chordata, Actinopteri, Siluriformes, Siluridae. The transcript is spliced from 8 exons. The coding region runs from base 1 to 969 and encodes 322 amino acids. The record is from RefSeq and is a predicted model, not a curated record.
AUGGGCUGUGUUGUAGCCAGUGCAACAUGGGAACAAGAAACCACACAGUCAACCGCAGGAUUGUUUACUUUGAUUCAUUUGAUUAAUAUGGGACAAUCUGCACCCGAACCUCAACCUCCACCUCCAGAAUUUGAUAGACCAUGGAGGAAUAUGAAUUGGGGUAAUAAAGAUGAACUUGAAAAGAAACUGAGGAACUUCAACAUCAACCAGUCAAGUGUUCAGUUUAUCAGAAUUCUCCUUGUUGGUGAUGUUGGUGCAGGAAAAUCCAGCUUUAUAAAUUCAGUCAAUAAUGCUUUUCAAGGAAGAAUCACCUCACUUUCUCUUGCUGAUGCAACUGGGGGAACGAGUUUCACCAAAAAAUACAAAACCUGUCACAUUGAAGGAAAAGAUGGGUCACCUCUGCCUUUCAUUUUCAAUGAUGUUAUGGGACUGGAAACAGGAGAUGCUGGCGCACAUUUACAGGACAUUAUCAAUGCUUUAAAGGGCUUCCUUCAGGAAGGAUACGAUUUUGAGAACAAAUCAACAGAGUGUAUGAACAGCCCUGGCUACAGAAGCAACCCAAGUCUUGACGAUCAAAUCUACUGCCUUGUGAACAUCAUGGCAGCAAACACUGUAACACAAAUGUCACCGGAGGUCAUUAUGAAGAUGAAAAAAAUUCGGGAGGCAGCUGCAAGAUUGGACAUUCCUCAAGCAAUAAUCAUGACAAAACCGGAUUUAGCAUGCCCACUGGUUCAUGGUGACUUAAGGAAGAUAUACACCAGCAAGAAGAUCAAAGAAAAGAUGGAAGUGUGUAGGAAUCUGGUUGGUGUUCCAAUGAAUCACAUUUUCCCAGUGAAAAGCUACCAUGAGGAGAUGGACACAGAUGAUGACAUGGACACUCUGAUUCUCAAGGCACUUGAUCAAAUUGUAAACAUCACCUACGAUGCAAUGAAGAAUAAAGCUCCUAAUUCACAUGAUGAAUCAGUUUAGGAUUAGGUAUUUGUAAAUGGAAAAAGUGUACCAAUGUUGCAUUGCUACAUAAACUAUAACAUAAAAUCAAAGUAUUUAUCAGCUUCAUUACAUUAUGAAUAAUUCCAUGCAAAUAAACACCUUACAGUUAGAAAAGUUCUUCCCAAGUUAAAUUGUACAUUUAAGUCUGUAUUUUACUCCAUUUGUCUGCGGUUCUUCAUGUUUUAAGAAAAUUGCCAUCUUUACGUAUCAGGUGUGAACGAUA